This is a messenger RNA of Nicrophorus vespilloides, 810 nucleotides long. Its product is annotated as methylosome subunit pICln. The record is from RefSeq and is a predicted model, not a curated record. The transcript is spliced from 5 exons. Gene Ontology annotation, cellular component: cytosol; spliceosomal complex. Gene Ontology annotation, biological process: mRNA cis splicing, via spliceosome. Lineage: Eukaryota; Metazoa; Arthropoda; Insecta; Coleoptera; Silphidae. Bases 108 to 722 code for a protein of 204 amino acids.
CCAUAUUGGUAUAAGCUGGUAUAGGCAACAUAAUACACAUUAUUUACCGAACAUAAAAUUCAUUUUUUAUUCGAUUUCCACUUAACAUUUAAUAGUUAUUGUUCGAGAUGGUUGUACUAAGUUCGUUCAUCCACCCAGACUCGCCAGUGCACUUAGAGCAAAGAAACAUCAGAGCUGUACUUGAUAAGAAAAAUAUUGGUGAAGGAACAUUGUUUAUAUCAGAGAGGACUCUAUGUUGGAAAGAUGAUGAUAUUGGUUUUUGUCUAACAUAUCCACACAUCUCUUUACAUGCCAUCUCAAAUGACCCUGCAGUUCAUCAAAGUCAAUGCAUUUAUGUUAUGAUUGAUGCACAUGUCAAAAUACCAGGUAUCAAUUAUGAGGAUGUUCCUGAAAUAAAUUCUGAGAGUGAUGAUGAAUCUGAUGCUGAUAUUUCAGAGCUAUUGCUAAUCCCACAUGAUCCUGCUACAGUACAUAAUAUAUAUGAGGCAUUAAAGCAGUGCCAAGAAUUGAACCCUGAUCCAGAAGAUGUUGAUGAUGAUGACGAUGACAUUUAUGAAGAUGCAGAUGAGAACAUGGAUUCAAAUGAAGAUGCAUUUGGGGGAGGUGGAGAUAACGAUAUGGAAAAUAUAGUUAACCAAAUCAGAAGCAACACAAUGGAUAUUAAUUAUGAUUAUAGUAAUGGAGAUCAUAUUAGUGAAGAUAUUUUUGAAGAUGCUGACUAAUCUGCUUGUUGAUGCUAAAGUAUUUAUUAUUAACUUUUUUUGAUACCAAACCAUUCUUUGUAUUUUGUUUUUUUAAAUAAAAGUAACG